UGACUAUAUUCAAUUUCCACACCGUCAAACUUAAAAAGGUGUUUACAGUGUGAAAAGUGUUUAAACCUAUUUCAGUAUAUAUAUACAAUUUAUUACUAUAACCGAUAAUAAGUCAGAAGUUUAUUUGAAACUAUGAUACUUGUGAAAUUUGCUUUCUAUCUUGCCAUCGUAGUUUCAUGCCUGACGACUGUUGAUGGAAAUGACAUUAACAACUUGGCUCCCUCGGACGUUAACGCACAAUAUCUGAUUGAUUUAGGAAUAAAAACAAAUGAUGAAAAGCUACAAGCAGUAGGACUUGCCAUGAAAAACAUUCAUAACUCCGAUCCUUGUAAUGAAUGGACAAGAUGGUCAAUUUGUUCAGCGAAUAUUUCCCGGUAUUUUGGUAUAAAACAGCGGUCCAGAAAGUGUAGCAAUGAGACAGAAUUAAGCUUGUGCAGAAACCGAUGCCCUGAUUCGUAUCAAACGACGAAGCUCGGAUAUUGCAUCAAAAAACAUCUAUCCAAGAUAUCACAUUCUGAAGCAGAAAAGCAAUGCAAGGUAGAAGGUGGAUAUUUGGUUCGCAUUGACUCUAAGUUGAAAUUCGAAGACAUUAUUAACACUGGUUUCAAUAUGUUUAACUCGUUUAUCUCCAUCGGUGGUCAUCGAAAAAGCAUACAUUCUCCGUGGCUUCUUGAGGACGGAUCUGAAAUCAAAUUCUUCAAGUGGGCCAGUGGGGAGCCGGACAAUGGAAUCACAAAGUUGUGUUUAUGCAUGGACAAUGCUAAUGGACAGAUGCAUGACAUUGCUUGCAAUUAUGAAAACAAUUUCAUUUGCGAAAUCACUGUGUAAAAUUUAUUACUUUGAGAUAAUAACUUAUUAAUUGAACGAACCGAUUUAUUUUGUAAGUUAAGUAUCUUAAACAAGUGUGUGAAAGAGAAAGCGGAUAUCAUUUUUAUAACCAUUUUGUAAAAUGAGUCACUGUGUACUUCAAAAACAGUUUAAAAGCCUUUUAUAGACAAUCAUUCGUUAUCAUUUGACAUUUAUAUACGAAGUCUGUUCGACAGAUUCGUGGAAUUUUAUGGUAGACAUAUUAUAGGUAAAACGAUUCAAUAGAAUUUUUCACAAUACAUAAAACAAUACUUUUGAAUUAGGGUCAAAUAUCAAAACAUUAAUAGUUAACACCAUAAAACAUACAUUGCCGAAUGUUAUCGAAUUGCCCUCGUGUACUACUUUUGAUGAUACAGUUUUAAAUAACAUCACAAAUAAAAUUGUAAUCAAACUGGA
This is a messenger RNA of Ruditapes philippinarum (Manila clam), 1263 nucleotides long. RefSeq names its product C-type lectin lectoxin-Lio3-like. NCBI's taxonomy places the organism in Eukaryota, Metazoa, Mollusca, Bivalvia, Venerida, Veneridae. The record is from RefSeq and is a predicted model, not a curated record. The transcript has a single exon. The coding region runs from base 133 to 828 and encodes 231 amino acids.